Molecule: messenger RNA, 155 nt
Organism: Acaulospora colombiana
Lineage: Eukaryota; Fungi; Glomeromycota; Glomeromycetes; Diversisporales; Acaulosporaceae
Source: the annotation of a GenBank genome assembly
GAGCAUUGAAAGAAAUAUUCCUAGUUUGGGAGGUGUUAUCAUUACUCAAAGUCAAUAUACCCAACCCUAUUAUAAGCCAAUGUAUCGCCCAUGCCAGUUCUACUGGUACUAGUUCCAAAUUGUUAGAGGAUGAUAUCCCCACAUCUAGCGACAAA